CAUGUUGAAUAGAAGAAUCUCUCUCUCUCUCUCUCUCUCUCUCUCUCUCUCUCUUACACCGACAUAACAGAACAACUUUACCUUUACAAUGUAGCUGUGUUGGCACACCAAAGAAAAAGAACAGUUAUUAUUAUCACUGUUAUUUAAACAAACAAAACAAAACAACUUGCCAACUUAUACUUUUGCUUCAUUUAGAUUGGAGAAAUGAACUUCUACAAGAGACUUUGGUAUCUCUCAUUGUUGUUAGUAUUGUUUCUUGUUGCAAAUGGGGAAGACCCUUAUAGAUUCUAUACUUGGAAUGUUACCUAUGGUGACAUUUAUCCUCUUGGGAUUAAACAACAGGGGAUAUUGAUAAAUGGACAGUUUCCAGGACCACAGAUUGAAUCUGUCACCAAUGAUAACUUGAUCAUCAGUGUUUUCAAUAGCUUGAAUGAACCUUUCCUUAUUUCUUGGAAUGGUGUGCAACAAAGGAGGAAUUCAUGGCAAGAUGGAGUAUAUGGUACAAACUGUCCAAUCCCAGCAGGGAAGAACUUUACUUAUGUUCUUCAAGUUAAAGAUCAGAUUGGUAGCUACUUUUACUUUCCUUCCCUUGCAUUCCACAAGGCUGCAGGUGGUUAUGGUGCCUUCAAAAUUAACAGCCGUCCCUUGAUUCCUGUACCUUUUCCUCCUCCAGCAGCAGAUUUCUCCAUUUUGGCAGGAGACUGGUACAACAGAAAUCACACUGAUCUGAAGGCCAUUCUUGACAGUGGAAGUGACCUUCCUUUUCCUGAUGGGCUUAUCAUCAAUGGUCAUGGUUCUAAUGCUUAUACAUUCACUGUUGAUCAAGGCAAGACUUACCGAUUCCGAAUAUCAAAUGUUGGACUCAAAACUUCCAUUAAUUUCAGAAUUCAAGGACAUAAGAUGCAGCUAGUUGAAGUGGAAGGAAUCCACACACUACAAAACAGUUAUGAUUCCAUUGACCUUCAUUUGGGGCAGAGUUACUCUGUCUUGGUUACUGCUGAUCAGCCACCACAAGACUAUUAUAUGGUCGUCUCAACCCGAUUUACCUCUCAAGUUUUGACCGCUACCUCCAUUCUUCAUUACAGUAACUCAGCAAGAACUGUUUCUGGUCCUCCUCCUGCAGGCCUCACUACUCAAAUUGAUUGGUCUCUCGAACAAGCUCGCUCCCUCAGGAGGAAUCUGACAGCCAGUGGACCAAGACCUAAUCCACAAGGAUCAUACCAUUAUGGUUUAAUAAACACAACGCGAACAAUUAGACUCGAAAACUCUGCACCAAUUAUCAAUGGCAAGCAAAGAUUUGCUGUCAAUAGUGUUUCUUUCAUCCCUGCUGAUACGCCGCUUAAACUGGCUGAUUACUUUAAGAUUCAAGGAGUUUUCAGCCUUGGAAGUAUCCCGGACAGCCCUUCGGGUGGUGGUGGUUAUCUUCAGACUUCUGUCAUGGCUGCUGAUUUUCGAGGAUAUGUCGAGAUUGUGUUUGAAAAUCCUGAAGACAGUUUGCAGUCUUGGCAUAUUGAUGGCCAUCACUUCUUUGUUGUAGGAAUGGAUGGAGGCCAAUGGUCAGCUGCAAGCAGGUCAAAUUACAAUUUGAUAGACACAAUUUCACGUUGCACAGUUCAGGUGUAUCCAAAUUCUUGGACUGCAGUGUACAUGCCUUUGGACAAUGUUGGAAUUUGGAAUGUGAGAUCAGAGGACUGGGGUCGUCAGUACUUAGGACAACAAUUUUAUCUUCGUGUGUAUUCCUCAGCUAAUUCAUGGAGAGAUGAGUAUCCAUUACCAAGUAAUGCUUUGCUGUGUGGUCGAGCUGUCGGUCAUUGAAUGAACUCCUUCGUUACAUCGUUACGAAGCUUCGUUCAUUUUCUAUGAAGCACUAACACUGACACAAACGCCAAAUGCAAUACUAACACUAACAAAGUAUAUGAAAAUGGAGUCGGUGUCCACAUAGUUUGUUUCCUUUUCAAGGCUUAACUUGAGCCAUUUUUCCUUUGUACUUGUCAACAUUUACUAUAGAAGAUUGAAAUGUAGGACAUACUGACAUAGAUUGCUCUAUUCCUUCUCUUUUUUAAGUCUUAAUUUAACUUAGUGGUUCAUUUGCCACAUGACGUUGAUUUGUGAACUACUAGUAUAUGUAUUGGUUAUCUUUGGUACUUUGAAUUUUUUGUUAGGCAAUGGGACAAUGAUGUUUUGGAUAGGCAUGCAACUACCACCAAAUAAAUCAUUGACCAUGAGUUAAUUGACAAAUCCCACGAUCUGCAUCUACUGAUAUCAGAAGGAAAUUAACAAGUUUUGUUGUUUUUAAUGCAAAAAUCAAUUGUAUUUUUCUAUUUA
Molecule: messenger RNA, 2325 nt
Organism: Cicer arietinum (chickpea)
Lineage: Eukaryota; Viridiplantae; Streptophyta; Magnoliopsida; Fabales; Fabaceae
Product: L-ascorbate oxidase homolog
Molecular function (GO): oxidoreductase activity; copper ion binding
Source: RefSeq, a predicted model, not a curated record